UGAGAGAGGGGGUGGGGGGGGUGGGGGAAAGGAAAAAGCUUCAAUGAAGAAGCAAGGUUGUGAGAUAGAAGCAGUUGGUAUCAACUACAAGGUUUACACAAAUAACAGGAGACACCCAUUUAAGAUCUUCGACAGAGAUGAACAGCAGCAAGCGGCGGAAGGAGAUCAAGAACUGGAUGGGCUAGAGAAGGCCAAGGAAACAAAACCCAGGUGCCGGCACGUACUAAAGGACGUAAAUUGUCGAGCAAAGCCGUGGGAAAUUCUGGCCAUUGUUGGCCCGAGCGGUGCUGGCAAGUCGACGCUGCUGGAGAUCCUUGCCGGCAAGCUCACGCCUCAGACGUCGUCCAUCUUUGUCAAUCAGAAGCCCGUCGAUAAGGCUCAGUUCAAGAAGAUAUCAGGGUAUGUCACACAAAAAGAUACGCUCUUUCCUCUCCUCACCGUGGAAGAGACGCUCAUGUUCAGUGCCAAGCUCCGGUUGAGGCUGCCACGUUCGCAGCUGAGCUCCAGGGUGAAGUCAUUGAUGGAGGAGCUAGGCCUGAGCCAUGUCUCGGGGGCCCGAAUAGGCGACGAUCGGGUUCGUGGAAUCUCAGGUGGUGAGAAGCGACGUGUGUCGAUUGGCGUCGACGUAAUACACGACCCCAAAGUGUUGAUCCUCGACGAACCCACGUCGGGGUUGGACAGCACGUCAGCUCUCCAAAUCAUCGACAUGCUGAAGACCAUGGCUGAGACGAGGGGUAGGACGAUAAUUCUCAGUGUUCAUCAGCCUGGGUUCCGAAUCGUGAAGCUCUUCAACUCAGUUCUUUUGUUGGCCAAUGGCUGUGUCUUGUACCACGGGACUGUAGAUCAGCUGAGCAUGCAUUUACGGUCCAUGGGUUUGCAACUCCCCCUUCAGGUUAAUGUCGUCGAAUACGCCAUUGAUGCCAUUGAAACCCUUCAACAACAGCAACGAGAACAACCACAAUUGCCGCAACCACCCAGGAGAGGGGAUGAAGGUGAGUUCAGAAGUGGUAGGUUCACUCUGCAGCAGCUGUUUCAACAAUCUAAGGUAGUUGAUGAAGAAGUAGUUAAUGUUGGGAUCGAUGUUCCUUGCGGUUUUGCUAACUCUAGAUUACGAGAAACGAUUGUGCUGACACAUAGGUUCUCAAAGAACAUCUUUCGAACCAAGGAGCUCUUUGCCUGUAGAACAAUUCAAAUGCUGAUCGCCGGGCUGGUCUUGGGUUCAAUCUUUUAUGAUCUGAAAGAUGAUCUUGUGGGUGCCGAAGAAAGAGUAGGUCUGUUUGCAUUUACAUUGACAUUCUUGUUAUCUUCCACCACAGAAGCUCUACCCAUUUUCCUGCAAGAGAGGGAGAUCUUGAUGAGGGAGACAGCAUGUGGAAGCUAUAGGAUCUCAUCUUAUGCAAUCGCCAAUGGGCUUGUUUUCCUGCCAUUUCUUCUCAUCCUGGCUCUGUUAUUUUCCAUUCCACUGUAUUGGUUGGUGGGUCUUAAUCGGAACUUCACGGCAUUCAUGUAUUUCCUGCUAUUGAUCUGGUUGAUACUCUACACAGCAAAUUCGGUUGUGGUUUGUUUCAGCGCCCUUGUGCCAAAUUUCAUCAUUGGUAACUCGGUGGUAUCUGGCGUUUUGGGGUCAUUCUUCCUGUUCUCCGGCUACUUCAUAUCAAAGAAUGAGAUUCCAAAUUAUUGGAUCUUCAUGCAUUACAUUUCGGUUUUCAAGUAUCCUUUUGAAGGGUUCUUGCUAAAUGAGUUCUCUGGUUCAGGGAAAUGCUUGGAUUACAUGUUUGGUACUUGUGUCAUAAGUGGUGAGGAUGUUCUUAGAGAAGAAGGGUUUGGAAAUGCGAGUAAGUGGAGGAACGUUGUGCUCGUGAUUUGCUUCAUCCUGGUUUACAGAUUUAUUGCCUAUGUCAUACUUCGAUGUAGGUGCUCUGGGAGGAGUCUCAAGAAGAGUUUGGCUUGAACUCUUUCUUUCUGUGAAUAUUGUUGGGAAUUUACAUAAAGUAGUCUUUCAGAAACAAGUCUCAUUUCAGUAAACAUGAAAUGUAAUAAGAGCAAAUUUACUAACAUGAAAAUUUCAUUUCUGACAUC
Molecule: messenger RNA, 2079 nt
Organism: Nelumbo nucifera (sacred lotus)
Lineage: Eukaryota; Viridiplantae; Streptophyta; Magnoliopsida; Proteales; Nelumbonaceae
Product: ABC transporter G family member 5-like
Biological process (GO): transmembrane transport
Cellular component (GO): membrane
Molecular function (GO): ABC-type transporter activity; ATP binding; ATP hydrolysis activity
Source: RefSeq, a predicted model, not a curated record